Molecule: messenger RNA, 853 nt
Organism: Humulus lupulus (European hop)
Lineage: Eukaryota; Viridiplantae; Streptophyta; Magnoliopsida; Rosales; Cannabaceae
Exons: 1
Coding region: 396-605 (69 amino acids)
Source: RefSeq, a predicted model, not a curated record
UCGUAGUAUAACUUGUAACAAAUUGUACAAAAAGGGAGGCAUAACCGGCAAGUUAUGCUAAAUCCCUCAUCAUUAAAUAUGUGAAUAUACAUGUAAAUAUCUAUAUAUAUAUAAUAUAAAAUAUAGUAUGCAAAAUAUGGUGGGAGCCUGGGAGGGCGGCUUAGCAUUGCAGGGAGUGAAUCCAAGUUAAUUGGUCUCCACAAGCCUCCGCCCCACUUACUAUUACAUUCUCUAUAUAUCUUCCUUUCUUCCCAUCAAAGUUUCCUCUAUACUAUCUGACACACUUAAUUAUACAUAUUUAUAUACAUAUAUAUAAACACCUAUAUAUAUACAGCUAAACUCGAAGAUCCCCGCCAACUAAUCCUUCACAUAUAUCAUUUAUAUACAUAUAUAUAAUGUCAGAUUGGGGGCCAGUGUUCGUGGCAGUGGUGCUGUUCGUGCUCUUAACACCAGGGCUGCUGUUCCAAGUACCAGGCCGCCAUGGAUGCGUGGAGUUCGGCAACUUUCAGACGAGUGGAGCUUCCAUUCUUAUUCAUUCUCUUCUUUACUUCGCUCUCGUUUGCAUCUUCUUUCUCGCUGUCAAAGUUCAUCUCUACAUUAACUAGUCUGUCCCAGCUACUAUUAUUAAUGCUGCAGCUUCGGCUACAUAUGUACUAGUACUUCCAACUGUUUUUUGUAACAAUAAUAAAUGAUGAAAAUGGCUUAGUCUAAUAACUACUGGGAUCCUAAGCUCUUUUCAUUCUAGAUUAUUAUUGGCUUUUGUUUCCUCAGAUCGAUGUAUUUGCUUCUUUAUUAUAAGUCAAGUAAUUCAAUCAUUAUAUCUUAAUUAAAAGUACUUUUUUCUUUCUGAAUA